CAAAAUAUUUGCCCAAGAAUCGUAUGAAUCGACAGCAGGAGAAAUGAUCCAGUAACAGUGUGACAAGGUACAGUAUAUUUAUGCAGCCAAACAGACACGUGUUUAUGAAACUGUCCAGAAAAGAAUAUUGAAUAGGGUUCGAUGUAAAACGGGGUUAAAACAAUCCGCGCGAGGCGCCACAUGGAUUCAUCACAUCAUGACACAUGUUGUUCCAGGAAGCAAGAGCGCGCGCGUGUGUGUGUGUGUGUGUGUGUGUGUGUGUGUGCGUGUUGCACAUGAUCUCAGCAGCAGCUUGCUGUGGGGGAUGAAGAAGAGUGAUGAGCCCUGAGCAGCUCAGUCAGGGAGUGAUGAGCGCUGCUCAUUGGCGUGUGUCGGCCGCUCAAGCGCGACUUCCUCUUCCUCGGCGCCCAGCCUCUUUCGCGGACAGUCAGUGUGUGUGUGUCACUGUGUGUGUGUGUGUGUGUGUGUGUGGGCGCCGAAGGGACCGCAGGCUGCGAAAGGGCGAUUGAAUCGCGCCGCGCUCACGAACGAACCGCGAUGGAAGCCGUCAGCGCGUCGCCGCCGCCGCCGCCGGCGCUCUCCAUGCUCGACUACGUGGCGUCGCUGGAGCGCGACUCCCUGCCCCGGGUCCUGCAGGUUUGCUCCGGGGUUUACUUUCAAGGAUCCAUCUAUGAGGUGUCAGGAAGCGAGGUGUGCCUGUCCACAGGGGAUCUGGUGAAGAUCAUUGGCACCGAGCUCCUGUCGGCAUGCUGCGAGGACAUCGGUACCAAGGAGAGGUCCGAGUUGCCCCUGGACCACGCAGGCCUCUUCAGACUGGUUCUGGAGGAGAGGCCCUACUCCACUGUGCAGGAGAUAGUUGAUGUGAUACCAGUGGAGCCCAAUGCCAACAGCUCCUUCAGCUUCACCUGCCAUCAUGAGCUAAGACUGGAGGACUGUGUGGUGCGGGCUGGGGAGGUGCUCACCAUCCUCUUGUUGGAGCAGCAGGAGGGAAGGGAGCCUCGCUUACGCUGCCGUGUGGAGGGGCGCCAGGGAGCGUCUUCAGAGGUUCUCCUCCCAAUAUCCUGCUGUGGGCAGUUCUAUGAGCACAAGAACAGCCAUGCCUAUUCACUUCGGACCAUCGUGGCGAAGCCCCGUCUCCUCAACCGCCACUUCUACCACCUCAGUGCCAAGGUGUCCGGGGGCCCAUUCCGCAUCAGCCCCAUAUAUCAGGUUCAGGCCAUCAUGCACUUAAGGAAGAAUGUGGUGAACUUUCCCUCCAGUUUGGAGGUGGAUGUCGUGGAUGUGACGGAGCAAUCUAGGGACAUAACAUUUGUGACCCCCUUGACACUAGCAGAGGUGAUGUCCCAGCCUCAGCAGUCAUUCCCCACCAUGGCUGAGGUGCUGGAAGGCCUGGAGGCCAAGCCGUUACUUAAAUGCCACUGGUCGAAGGGCCUACAAAAAGGGCAGCAACUGGUACUUCACGGCUGCCGAGACUCUGCCAUGGUGCUGGCCUCCACGCUGCCUGGCAAGCGGGCGCAGCAGCACUUCCUCAUUUCGCUGCGCUACGGUGGACGCCUCCGACUUCGACCCCGCGAGUUUGCCGCAGUCUACGAGUUGCACGUGGCUGCUCGCCGCAUGCCGGGACUCACCGUAACCGCAUCGAAGCACUCGGAGACCCUAGAAGAGGGCCUGAACUCAUUAAGUGCUGGCGACCAGCUGGAGGUGCUGCGCAGCCAGACUGUGGAGUUGCCGGGGGAUGGCAGGAAGCAGGUAACGGAAGUCCUGGUCUGCAGGCGCCUGCUCGAGGCAGAUGAGGACGAAGAUGAAGACGAAGAUGAGGAGAAAAGCGAAGAGGUCUACUUGCCUAUGUACUUGGAAGGGCCCUUUGUGGAGAAAAUCAAAGACAAAAAGAAAUACAGCCUGGCAAACAUGAUCCAGCGUUUCGCACUGCCACUGGAUGUCAAGGUUGCCACUCGGGACACGGACCUCCAGAGCGAUCCUCUCGCAGACUUCCCAGCCUUGCGGCUGAAGGAGGCAGUCAUGGAACCGGUAGUGGUGGCCAGUCUGCCCAGCAAACCGCUCGAGUGCUUUGAGUUGCCCAGCCGCUGGCUCAAACUGGCCCUGUGCCUCAGCGAGGACCCCCUGCCCUGGGCCAAGAGACCACCCCCGAAGGUGUGCUGCGAGACUGUCAUCGAGUUGACAGAAGCCUUUUACUAUGAGUUCCACAAACUCUCGGGGGAGUGCGAUGCCCCGCCACCCCUGCCACCCAAGCGGCCUGUGGAGCCACUCAAGCAGACAUCCAGAACCACAGCCAAGGACAAAAAAAAAUCACCUCUGUGCCACAGUGGCUCUCCACACACUGAGAUGCAUGCGUUAAAGCUGAGUGCCGAGAAUGUGUCGAAGAGACCUCCGCCACCUCCUCUGCCACCAGCUCCGGAGAGCUCAGAUAAGGCUCCUGCAGUAAUACCCAGAAAGGUAUCCUUGGUGGGUGCCGCCCCACCUUCAAACACCUACAGCAGGACUCCCCACCAGAAAAACCGAGCAAAGAGCAGCGACGAAGACUACGAAGUGAUAGACAAAAACAUGAGGAAAGCUCAGGAAAGUAUCAUGUUCUACUGAGUCAGCAACACGGUGCAGGAAUUCCACUUUGCUUGUUUCAGAACUCAUCUUAUAGCUUGUCACAGUGGAAAAAAUUUAGGAGGAAACAUUAAGUUCAGUAAAGAUCAUGCAAGAGAAAGGCUCACAAGUAGCGGUAUCACUUGUUAUACAUCACAACAGAUGUUAAAUAUUCAACAGGUAAUUGUGUCCCAGGUAUAACUGAACCGUAUUUCAAUUGAUUUUGCGUUUGUACUGAUGAUGUUAACGUGUAUAAACCAGAACUGCUGCACUCACUGGUCUGUAUGAGUUCAGCUCCUUGAGUAAAUGGAAAGUCUUUGCUGAAAGUUACCUUAAUGUCCAUUUUCCCAUAAGCUUUCACAACUGGCAAAGGUCCUGUACCAGAUGCUUUCCUUUUCAAAAUCAACAGGUGAACAGACCUUGAGUUUUUCCACCCAAACACAUGACAGUGAGCCUAGAGAUUUUCACACUUGCCUCAAUAAAAUAUCAGGUGGACUACUGCUAGUACUCAAUAUUGCCUAAUGUGCCACAGAAGGAUAAUGCUGUUUUACAAAUUAAUGCUGAAAUUAUAUUUUAGAAAAUGCAAUGAAUUCUGUAUGCAAAUGAGAGAUGUUUGUAAUGGCCACAAGAAAUGAGACACAGUAAGAAGGGGAUGUGCACCAGUCAAUUUUAGCAGUAUCUUUACAAAAAGUAAAA
This is a messenger RNA of Scleropages formosus (Asian bonytongue), 3291 nucleotides long. RefSeq names its product thymocyte selection associated family member 2 (gene themis2). Gene Ontology annotation, cellular component: cytoplasm; nucleus. Bases 538 to 2598 code for a protein of 686 amino acids. Gene Ontology annotation, biological process: T cell receptor signaling pathway. The record is from RefSeq and is a predicted model, not a curated record. NCBI's taxonomy places the organism in Eukaryota, Metazoa, Chordata, Actinopteri, Osteoglossiformes, Osteoglossidae. The transcript has 6 exons.